This is a messenger RNA of Ornithodoros turicata, 8023 nucleotides long. RefSeq lists its product as uncharacterized. Gene Ontology annotation, cellular component: nuclear RNA-directed RNA polymerase complex. Gene Ontology annotation, biological process: siRNA processing. The coding region runs from base 190 to 4509 and encodes 1439 amino acids. NCBI's taxonomy places the organism in Eukaryota, Metazoa, Arthropoda, Arachnida, Ixodida, Argasidae. Gene Ontology annotation, molecular function: RNA-directed RNA polymerase activity. The transcript has 8 exons. The record is from RefSeq and is a predicted model, not a curated record.
AGAUUGGAUGUGUUAGCUGAUGUGCCGUUCUGUCUAUCUUUGAAAGUCAGUUUAGGUUUUACAAAACAAACCCAACCGAAAGGAGGGCAUGCCAUAUGAACAGGAUCAUCGACAAAAUAGAGAAUGACAAAAGUUCAAGCACAGGAGCUGCACAAAUAGCACACAACAGUGCGAUCUGCAGGAACCAGCAUGAGUUCCAGCACAUGCCAGCUAAAAAUUCGACUGACAUGGAUCCUCCCAGACAGUGAGCAGAACAGUGACAGAUUUCUCUGUGCAUAUCACGAUUAUUUCGAAAGGCACGUCGCUGAACUAAACAAGGGUGAAACAUAUGAGAUAGGAGACGUUCAAAGAAAGCCACGCAAGAACUUCUACGAGGAGCAGACAUACUUUGCAGACGCAGUCUUAAACGCUGGUGGCGUCGAAUGGUUUGGAGCACACAGUCGUUUUGCACGACUAGGAGAAAGUUGGUGUGACCUGGGAAGGCAGAACAAAGGUGUUUUCCAAUGGCUGACUCCACUUGAUAACGAAGCAUUUCCACGGUCACGCCACCCAACAGAUUGGGAAGUCAACCUGUCUUCUUUGACAUUUGGCACGUUGUAUGGCUUGGAUGGAUUUAUUGAGCACCAGAAGUUCACAAGGAAGCCAACAGACGGUCAUCGUGAUUACAGGCUCACUGCCCGCUUCCAGCAUGACCAAAAAGUGUUGUAUUUGGACUUGCAUCUCAAUCACAAGGACUGCAGUGAGACAGUGUCGAACUACCGCUUUGUCACUGCCUACCAGAACAUUCUUAAGGUCCUCGUAUGCAAAAAGAAAAACAGCACAGAAAUUUUCUUCCAUCUCAAGAGUCCCGCCAUGCUGAUGGGUGAAGCACCAUGCUUCGAAGAUAACUCGAAGUCUGGCAAGAUCCGCUGGGAACGUUACCUCACCCUGGGGUGCCGUUGCAUCGGUGGGAAAGUUGACGUUCGCUCUCUCUGUGGCGGGUUGGUCGUGAAGCUUUCGCUCAGGGACGGCCCAUUGGCUCACAGGCUCCUGGGGAGGCUUUCGCAACGGUGUGCCGUCGCGAUCCACUUCUGUCCCGUGCGAACCCUCGCGUGCGAUACGGCCCGAGCUCGGGCCGUCCACGAAGGUUGCGAGGCAAUGCAGCGCCAGCUGCCUUUCCCCUGCGCGUAUGCUUUUAAAUCUGUACUCCUCAUCACGUUUGAUGUCCUUGAUCAGAUGUCCCUGCUUCCCGAGGACAAGUUUGGAAUGCUGAUGGAAUCCCUGCCCAACCGAGCUCUCCAAAGCUCUGUUGCCCUCGAGCGUGCAUUGAGUCACAUCAUGACGAGCAUAGAUGCUGGAAAUGUGGUUUUGUUCCACCAUGCGAUUGAGGCCACCUUCAACCAUUUUCUUGCUGCCCCACCGGCUCCUCUAGCUCGGGGGACUUGCCUUGUCCGAAGCAUUUUCAUCACCCCUGGUCGUCUCAUCUUGCGCCCGCUGCAGAUCCACUUUGAGAACCGCGUCCUGCGCGAGUUCAACGCGGAGUAUGCGUUGAGGGCGUCUUUCCGGGACGAUAACUUGUCUAAGUUGUCCUUCACGCUCCAUCUCCAUUCGUCGCGCGAUGCCAUCCUUGAUGUGAUAGUUGGCCGAAUGAUGCGCGACGGUUUGAAGGUUGGAUUCCGGGUUUUCAAGUUCCUCGCAGCAUCCCCGAGUCAACUGCGCGACCACGGCGCAUGGAUGUACGCUGAGGACGAACAUUCCAACUCUGCGUCAACCAUUCGGACCUGGAUGGGACAUUUCGAAGACAUUCGUAAUGUGGCAAAGCGGAUGGCACGAAUGGGUCAGUGCUUCUCGUCGACGGAACAGGCAGUCUACGUUCCUGGGUCUCAGGUGAAGGAAGUCCCGGAUGUUGUUGGUGGGACCCAUCCCAUCAGCAAGAAGCCAUACGUGUUCUCAGACGGCGUCGGCAUGAUGUCAGUUGCACUCGCGAAAGAGGUCUACAAGGAACUGAAGCUGCAGGAGGAACCGUCAGCCCUUCAGAUUCGAUACGCUGGUGCAAAGGGCAUGCUCUGCAUCAAUCCUGAACUGCCUGACACAAAAUUGCUGUGCUUGCGUCCCAGUAUGAAGAAGUUUCCUUGCACUAAUUCCCGCUAUUUGGAAGUCAUCAAGGUCUCUGCCCCAAGAGUUGUUACUCUGAACAGACCACUGAUUACGAUUCUGGAGCAGCUCGGCGUUUCUGUGGAAGUAUUCCUGCGGCUACAAGAAGACAUGAUUCUUGAAUAUACAGAUGCAUUAGUAUCCGAGAAGAAUGCCAUUGAGAUGUUGAGCACCAUGGCCAAGCUUCCACUACCUUUCCGAGACCUUUCACACGCUGGGUAUAUGCUAACUCAAGAUCCAUUCUUUCGGUCAAUGUUGCUUGCAGUAUACAAGAGUGCCGUAGCUGGUCUACGCUACAAAACUCGGAUCGCUCUGCCGGUCAACAGGGCACGCAACAUGCUGGGAGUCAUGGACACCACUAACACUCUCGAGUACGGCCAAGUAUUUGUGCAGUACACCGAGAUGGGUUCUCACGUGACGGAGCCAGCUCCGAAACAUGUUGUCUCUGGAACGGUUGUGGUCACCAAGUGCCCGUGUUUGCAUCCUGGUGAUGUGAGGCGGCUCACAGCAGUUGAUGUUCCGAGGCUGCAUCAUGUUGUCGACUGCGUCGUGUUUCCGGCAAAGGGCCCCAGGCCACAUCCCGAUGAAAUGGCAGGAUCUGACCUUGAUGGUGACGAGUAUGUAGUCAUAUGGGAUGCUAGGCUGUCCUUUCCCAGUAAUAAAAAGCCGAUGAACUUCUCUGACCGAAAUGUGCAACAGCGCAACGGAGAGAUAACGAUUGACGACAUGAUCAAAUUCCUGUGCGACUACAUAAAAAACGAUGCCAUUGGUGUCCUCUCCAACGCUCACCUAGCGUGGGCCGAUCAAGAACCUGACGGGAUUUACUCGCCGCGCUGCUUGUCGAUUGCGGAGAAAGUGAGCACGUGCCUAGACUUCGCGAAGACGGGCAGAACGGCGUUUCUCCGCCGGGACGAGCGUCCCGUCAUGUACCCGGACUUCAUGGAAAAGGGUGACCACAAGAUGAGUUACCGUUCCAAUCGUGCGCUGGGUCAGCUGUACCGUGCCUGCCGGUCUCUCGAAGCAGCCGUGGGAAUGUCGGGCCGGUGCCACACCGGGAGCGUCGCCGCGCUUGAGGUGCCCGGUUGGGAGCGCUACCGCAGUUCCGCAAAUGCGGCGCUGGAACAGUACAACUUCCAGCUGAGCAGGAUACUCCGACAGUACGGCAUGAACUCUGAAGGCGAGGCUAUGGCUGGUGCGAUAAAUUUGUUCGAUCAUUACCACAACGCAACGACGGAUAAGCUGAACAUGGAAGACCUGGUUGAGAAACUGACGAGGUUCAUAAAAGAGACAACGCGGAACGUGUUCUUUGAUGAACUCAAAGCUGAACUCGAAAAAGAAGGGGUCUGUCCAGGUGGUGAGCAGGUGCUGAGAAAGUUCCAGAAAGCGUCGGCAUGGUACAUGGCGGUGUAUGGGAAGGAUGCUGUGGAAACCACUUACUACAGCUUUCCCUGGUGCAUCUCGGAUGUUUUAGUAGAAAUCUUACAAUUUUCUGACACGAACGCAGGACAACACUACAACAACACAUUGGCCAAAUUGGUGGACGAGAUGCUCGCAAACAACUAUGACGACGUUUGCGCUCGGUGGGACGACAAGGUUGAGUUAAAGCCGAACGGUGUGGUGAUCACUAAACCGGCUGAGGAUGCUCUCAAGUUGAUCAAAAUGUGGCUGAAGAAGGAAGCCCUGCUCCGAGGAGACGAAAGCAGCGAGAGCGCAAGACCAGUACUUUGCGAGGAGUGCAUUGGAACCGUCUUUCUGGACUUCCUGACAAACUCCACAAUGAAACCAGAAUCGCCAAAGAUAUUUCCCGACUGCAGUGGCAACGCUACGCCGAAGGAAGCAGUAGGCAUGACAACGGGAACCACAUUUGUCCACUUUCUGCACUGGUGUACGGACCACCAAGAGCUACCGAAACAAGCGUGCAGAAAAGACGUGUGCGCGGGCGGCGGCUACACCGGCGAAACGCAAAGUCACCACCUGCCGAUGGUGGCGCUGCGGGCGUACAGUACCGCGGCCGUGUCGCUCGAUCUCUGUCAUUUUGGUCUGCCGUGCGAUCCUGUGCUCCACGAACUGAAUCAGCUGGUGACGGAAAGUGAACCGGUCCGGAUUCCUAUCAAGGAGGAGACCAUGUACAAGAAGAUAAUCGGAAACCUGGAAGGUGUUAAGGAGCUCCUGCUUCGGUGGACCGGAGUGGAGGACCUCUACAUAAGUGGGCACGAAGAGCCCCACCAGCGAUACCUGGUCGUCACUUCAACGGGGAGAGACUGGCAGAGGUGGUUUCUGGAGGAACUGCUCUUGCAGCCGUGGCUUCCCGAAGCCAUCGAGAAGGGGAGCUUGGACGCAUUUUUGAAGCCAAAGAUUGCCGUGGGUGAAAGCUAAGGGAUGUAAUGUGAUAGCUGGACAUUUGUUGUUGUAACAUUUGGUCACAUUUUUAAUGUCGUUUUCUCAGUGUUGCAUGAAUUUUACACUACGGUUACUAAAUGAUCAAUGGGUGCUCUCGUUGUGAACAUUGCUAUGAACUGUACAUGUUAUGUUUCUGGAAGCCAGUGGGAGGCAACGCCCCACCCCCACCCCCCGUAAUGGUGCCCAUGACCGUGAUCACUAGCUCAUGCGCAAUGCCAGAGUUCUGCGUGCAGGCUCUCAGAUGCAUUACACUUACUAAGCACACUGCCAUCACUGUUGCCAUGGCCUUUUUAACGCUUCACUGUUAUGCAGAAUGGAUCAUCAUUGUCCCCCCCCCCGUGCCUCAUUCGCAUUACUGCAUUAUGACAUAGUUCUGUAUUUUGGAUUGGAUUAUGGAACCGAUAUCCUGUAAAACCUUAAUUAUUUGUGAACCAUAUAUUUUUGCAAUUUGAAAAAUUUUAGGGGCACACAAAAAUGUCUAGCAAGAUUGCCCACUUCAGAAACUAUGCUGGAAUCACAAACUUUAUCUUCACAGUUAGUUGCAGAGGUUGCUGGUAAGCAUUUGAACAGCUUCACAGCACAAACAUGUGCAAUGUUGCGUUCACAAAAUGUGCUUUGUGCUUAUCAUGAAGUAAGCCAAAUAAGCCACGAAUUUUAGCACCUAGAAUUUGCAAAAUUUAGUGCCGGCAAAUACUUAACCUGUAUCCAAUCCAUGAAAGACUGAUGUUGCAAAAUUUAAGGGUUUUACAGUACAUAAAGCUAUGUGAGGGAAGUAUCUGAGAAUGGUUACAAUAUAGUAAUGGAUGUAACUGAUGCACAGGCACAUAUGCUCAUCAGCUGUAACUGAAUUUUUAACUGUCUAAACAAAAUCUAUCAAGGUGUCGGCACCCAGAUAUGCAUUGUCCACAAGUGAAUGCUUUUACAGUUAUGUGGGCGCGGUGCUUCUUUGAUAACAUCUUUUAGACGAGGCACAUUUUCACUACUCCCAUGGGCUUGUGGUACUUCGUACUUGACAGGGAUACCCAUUUGGAAGACUGCUUACAAACGAUGUAAUAAUUUGUGGCUUUAUGAUGCAAGACAAUGUAUUCUCAAUUUAGAGAUUUGUUCUCCUCAAAAAGUGGAUGUCACCUUAUCAGAUUUUUUCUUGUUGGAUAGUGGAAUAUGUAUGAAAGCUGGAUAGCAGGACCUAGAUCAUAAUGACCAGUACAAUGCAGUGAUGCUACAACAGUAAACUGGAUGCACACAAGCAGGCUGGGUCUCCUGUACUUGAGCCAAGACCCAAAUGGCUACGAGGAGCCAGAUAUAUGAGAUGUACUGAUGCAAUUACUCGAGAGAAGUACAGGAAGCACGAGAGUCUAGUUUCAACUGUAAUUUACGUUUGCCAUCGGGGCCUUGCUGAGCUUAAUCACCUUUACUAAAGUAUACUACUUCUCCUCCGUCCUGUUCAAAGCAUGAGUAAAAAAAAACUCCUGGAUAGAUCAUUGUGCUCCAGUCAUGCAAGAUAAAUGCUGAAGUAUAUGUGCAGGGCUCAAAUCUUAUUUGUACUGCUACAGCCAAAUCCCUGAAGCCUGAUUUUGAAUAGUAGUAUCUGUAGGUAUAUGUAAGUUAGUGCACAGCCUAUUGAAGUAAGCAGGCAAUAAUUCAAUUUUAUUUAUUUGCUAAUGUGUUUUCAGUGAAUGCCCAAACAGUGCCUCUUCUCAGGGCUACUAUGCUACAAUUUUGCUAUAUUCGGAAUACAGCUUCUCUGCCCAUGUCAUGCUUAAAAUUAUAAGACACCUGUGUGAACACCUGCUGUAAAUUGCACUACAUCCCGGAUGUUAUUCAUUGUAAAACCUGCCGAGCUUGGUCAGUGGACCUGUCUAACACCACCUGAAGCAGGGUAGGCAUAGGCAGUGCGCCCUGAAGACUAGGGAAGCGUUACCACCUUCCCGAUUUGCUACUUAAUACGAUUGUUCCCACAAUGUACUUAUGUUAUGUAGUCCAGUCUCAUAUUGUGAUAUCUACAGGCGUUGUACAAUAAGUAUUCCACAUGACCUUGCCUUUGAGCAUGUGGUGUCAUAGCUAGUCUGGAUGCAAUGUAUUCACUAUGUAUUGCUAGUUUAUUUGCCUUACUAACAUUACCCAAGUGCCAAAGCUGUUAUUCUUGUGAUAUUUGCAGCAUUAUAACAAAGAUGAUAUGCAUGCCAUCCACAAUAGAAUUCUUGUUGCAAUUAUUUGUUUUAACCAUAUAUGCUCUAUACGUGGUAAAAGCAGUUAUAAUACAUUGGACUGUCACAAUAUUGCAACACUGUCACCAAAUAGCUUUCAUGCACAGGUGGUGAUGGUUUGUCAAAUUUUUGCCACCUUGUGCAAUGAAGAGGCUCUGCCAAAACAUGUUUUGCCUUGGCCACUUUAUUUGCGCAUAAAGUGACAAGGAAGAUCUGUAUUUUCAAGCUACACCUGCUUCUAUGGGCAGUGCUUCUCAGGAACUCCGGCGGCCGUCCCCGAUUCGUUUCCUUGACACAAUCAACCAUUUAGCAAUUUCCAGUGAUUACUCUCCAUCUGAGUUGUUUGCUGAACCAUUCUUAGUGUACAGAGGCAAAUAUAUUUAGAGCCUGAAGUUUUAGGGUUUUACUCGAUUCUUCCCCGAAUUGAAGGUUGACACUGUAGGGUGAAACCCCAUAUUUAACCAGCAAAUUGCCUUCACUGCGACGUAUGUAGGAAUGCAAUAACUUACUUGUUUGGCAGCAAAUGCAGUUACAUCACCGUUUGUACCAAACCAGUACAGUUCGUUUGUAAUAGAGCCCGUUUUCUCUCAAAAUUUUAGUGUACUGGAAGUUUUUUUCACCCGAAUUCGCAUGAAUUUAGUGUGCAUGUUUAUUUACCCGAUUUUUACACCCCAAAUUUAGAAAUAAAUAUUUCCCGAAAACUUCAGGCUCUAAUUAUAUAUUGCUGGAGACACUGUGGAAAACUAGAACUUUGUCUCCAUGUUUUAUGCUGAGUGCAUUGUAUUUCAUUUUCACCUUUGCCUAAUAAGUGUGUGAGUGUGCACAAUGUUUUCUUCAGGGUUUUAACCGAAGUGACGGUGAUGCAAAUCAGAGGGGUAAGAGUCGGGUGGCUUAUGUUGGGGUUUUUACCAAAGCACAAGGCUCUAUGCACAACGCAUGUAGUUAAGGUUGUUUAUGUUAAGUAUGAAAGGUACUUUGAAACAAUGCUAUUAUUCUUUUCGUGUAAGGGUGUGUUGCCCUGUAUAUUUAGUACAAAAUGUCCCUGUACCCUUCCAAAUAAAAAUAAAAUAUCAAGAGUCUGCUGCAAGGAAACUGUUCUGGCAUAGCAGAAAUGCAUGUGUUGUUAAAAAGCCUCAGAAGUGCCUUAGUCAGAAAUGUACUCAUUAUGCAAUGGAAAUAUUCGUGACCACACACAAUUCAGUGAAAGAAAUGUUAUCCAAGACUUAUUUACACUAUAUGUAAAACUAGUUAUUUUUUUGAAUAAAGACUACUUAAACAACGGA